Messenger RNA from Cyphomyrmex costatus, 1352 nucleotides. Its product is annotated as diacylglycerol O-acyltransferase 2. Gene Ontology annotation, biological process: triglyceride biosynthetic process. The record is from RefSeq and is a predicted model, not a curated record. Gene Ontology annotation, molecular function: diacylglycerol O-acyltransferase activity. Lineage: Eukaryota; Metazoa; Arthropoda; Insecta; Hymenoptera; Formicidae. Bases 309 to 1352 code for a protein of 347 amino acids. The transcript is spliced from 6 exons. Gene Ontology annotation, cellular component: endoplasmic reticulum membrane.
GUGUGAAUGAAUAACCACUUGUGUACUCCGUCGGACAUGCUUUCUCCUCAUGCUAUCGACGAUACAACAGUAAGACACAUGACGCAGUGCUAAACGUUCCGUGUGGAAAUCGUCGCAAGAAUAAAUAUAUUUACACACGGCGCAUACAUGUGGUCGUCGUAUUGCGUGAAAACGUACUAUUUCAUCUGUGGAAGACGAUAGUCUGACUUGUAAAACCGCACCUUAUCCUUGCAACCCAUACACGUAACUAAACGAAAAACUGGUUUUCUCCGGUGAUUUGAAUUUUGAACGAAGAUUUAGUGAGAAACAUGGAAAUUCUGGGCGUGAAAUUUGCACCGUUAAAUGUACCGCUGGAAAGAAGAUUACAAACGUUGGCUGUUGCGAUAUGCGUUUUUGUACUCCCUUUAGUGAGUGUUUGGGGAUAUCUAAUUACGGUUUACCUUAUAUUCUACACAGAAACGCUACGUUAUUUCCUGUUAUUAUAUUUUCUCUGGAUUUAUUACGAUUGGGACACUUGUCAUAGUGGUGGUAGAAGUGAAAUGUGGACAAGAAUGGCAAGAAAUAAUGCGUUUUGGCGUUAUUUUUGCAAUUAUUUUCCGUUAAAAUUAGUGAAAACAGUAGAUCUAGAUCCCAAAAAAUCGUAUCUUUUUAUUGGUGUACCGCAUGGCAUUUUAUCGAUUGGAAUAUUUGGUUCAUUUGGAACAGACAUAUUGAACUGUAAGAAGCUAUUUCCUGGACUAGAAAUCCGUCCAAUUACUCUCGAUCAACACUUCAAAACACCUAUAUUCAGAGAAUAUCCUUAUUCUUUAGGUACUUGUGCUUCUAGCUUGAAAAGUAUCAAGUAUUUAUUAUCAACACCACCAAAAAAUCCAUAUACCGGAAGAAUUACAGUUCUUGUUGUCGGUGGUGCUUCUGAAUCGAUGGAAUCAAAGCCGGGUACAUAUCGUAUCAUUAUAAAAAGAAGAAAAGGAUUUGUAAAACUAGCUCUAAAGUACGGUACGGCGUUGGUUCCUGUCUUCUCUUUUGGCGAAACAGAUUUAUACAAUCAAAUAUACAGCCCAGAAGGAUCGACUUUCAGACGCAUACAAAACUAUAUUCGCAAUCUCAUUGGAUUAGCACCCGUUGUUUUUUCGGGCAGAGGAUUCUUUCAGUAUUCAUUUGGUCUUAUUCCGAAGCGAUUACCUGUCACCGUAGUGGUUGGAAGUCCAAUUGAACUACCGAAAAUAGCUGAACCUACAAUUGAACAAAUCAACGAAUAUCACGAAAAAUUUAUGAAAAGUUUAGUUGAACUCUUUGAAACGCAAAAAUAUAAUUAUAUAAAAAAUGCGGAGAAUAUUACUCUCGAACUAUGA